This is a messenger RNA of Clupea harengus (Atlantic herring), 886 nucleotides long. It is a transcript of the gene uxt, whose product is annotated as ubiquitously-expressed, prefoldin-like chaperone. The record is from RefSeq and is a predicted model, not a curated record. Gene Ontology annotation, biological process: negative regulation of transcription by RNA polymerase II; positive regulation of transcription by RNA polymerase II. Gene Ontology annotation, molecular function: transcription corepressor activity. Lineage: Eukaryota; Metazoa; Chordata; Actinopteri; Clupeiformes; Clupeidae. Gene Ontology annotation, cellular component: mediator complex.
AAUUAUUUCCCAGAAUGCCAAGCGAGAGGAAAUGCAUUCAAUGUAUUUAAUUUUGGCUACUGCAACACUACUUGACGAAAUAGUGGUGUUGCUUCAGUUUAAGCCAAUGUAUAUUGUAUUCUAACAUUACACCUUUCGAGCAGCUUCAAAGCCUUAUUACGAUCACUUGUGUUAACACAUAGCUGAGGCCUUAUGUGGACACUAGGCGUACACGAUGACAACCGAGAAGAAAAACAUUGACGACAAGGUGCUCCAAUAUGAAACAUUUAUCAACGAGGUGUUGAAAAGAGACUUGGAGAAAGUGUUGGAGCAAAGAGAUGGUGUGUAUGAAAAGAUGGCCCAGUAUCUCCAGUUAAAAAAUUCCAUUGAAAACAUACAGGAAUCUGGAAGUUCUGACCUUAAGACAGAGGUAGAUCUGGGAUGCAAUUUCUAUGUUCAAGCUCACGUUCCUGAUGCCACAAAAAUAUUUGUGGCUGUGGGGUAUGGAUUUUUUGUGGAGUUCACACAUGCAGAAGCCCUGAAGUUCAUUGAGAAGAAGACUAGUCAGCUUACAGCGUAUUCAGAGGUACUAACUAAAGAUUCAGCCAAAAUCAAGGCCAAUAUUCGCAUGGUACUAGAGGGUCUCCGAGAGCUUCAGGGUUUGGGAGACCUUCCUGAGGUGAGGAGAAGAGAGGUCCUGUAGAGCUCCUGUUAUAUACUUUGGUAUUGGGCUUCAUGUCAUAUUUCUCCAUUUUCCUGUGGAGAGGCUUAUUUGUUUCAAACAUUGACUUAGCUGUGCAAUGAAAUCAUACACAGUUUAAAUUGGCUUCCCAAUGGGUGCACCAAUGUUUUUUUUUAUUUUAAAUAUUGCUGUCUAGUUUGCAGUGAUUAAAAAUAUAUUUUUGAA